UUUGCCUCAUUACGAAAUCGGGAUUCAGAUUGCAUAAUUUCUUUGUUUGCUCUCUGUUUUUUUAUAAGACGCUUUCUUUAACAAUUUCCCCAAGUGCGACGUGUUGGAUUCGUCUCGCGAUCAAGCGCGCGACUCAGAUCUGCUGAUGAUGAACAUGAGGUCUCUGCUGACACUUCCAGUGUUUUUGGCUCUCAUAAGGGGGACCAAGGGACAGAACCCAACAGUGUUACUCCGGCCGAACUUCCCUCAGGUGUAUGUUGGAGAUGACGUCACUCUGAUCUGUAACCGGGAAGGAGGGAGUAAACCAACAAUAUGGUAUCGUGAUGGAAAAGUACAAGAAUCAUAUCAGGAUUAUACAAUGCUGCUUACUGCAGUGACACCAGAAAACAACGGGUCGUAUAAAUGUGUGCAGGACAAUCAGAAAAGUGACCCGUUCACACUCACUGUACUGGAGCUGGAGCCUCACGCUCAGCUCUCUCCAUCUGUAGAAGGUGCUGUGAUGACCAAAGGAGAUGGAAGAAACCUGGUGCUGCAGGUGGAUGAUGAUCUGAAGGACUGGGCUUGUUAUGUGUUGAGAGGAGUGAGAACCUUCAGUUUAGGACUCGAUAUUAAUAAGAAGAUGAAGAGAGCUGUUAUAUUUGCAGAAUUAAAGGAGGCAGAAAGAGCCACUUUCUGGUGCAGGAACAGGAAAACACAACAUCGAAGCAAUGCAGUGACGCUGAAAAUGACAGAGCUCAUGGUGAUGUUGGUUCCUCCGGCCGUUCCUGUCCUGCAGGGGGAGCCUGUGGCUCUCAGGUGUGUAGUCUGGGGUGGACCGAAACUAGAAAAGGCCGUCUUCUAUAAGAAUCAAAAAGAAAUCUUCAGGUCACCUGAAGGCACAUACGACAUCAACAACGCCACACAAGAUGAUAACGGCAAAUACAGCUGCCACGCCACCUACAGGUACACACACAUCAGUGCAGGAGCUGCUAGGAAGGAAGGAGAUUCUGAUCUCCAGGAGUUAAAAGUUAUAGGUGGACCUGCUGCUGCAGUUAUUUCAGGGUCUGCAAAGAGUCUGCAGUGUUCCUGUCCUCGCUGUCCUAAAAUCUGCACGUCCUGCCACUGGUAUCACACACUCUCUAAUGACCAACAGUCACACAGAAGACUACCUGAAAAUGGCAUGUCUGUUACUCCUGAGGAAGAAGGAGAGUACAGCUGUCGGAUGGACUGUGGGAAUGGUUUCUCCCGUUUCAGCGAUAGUUACAGCUACAAAGCACAACCGGCGGAGUUUGGAGGCCUGCUGUACAUACUGGUCGGGGGGGCAGCACUCAUUAUUCUCCUGUGUGGGACUGUGUGGAUGCUGAAGCGCAGAAAACAAGGAGGAAGUGAUAUACAAGAGAGUAAACAGGGUAAAGAUAAGGACAUGCUGAUAAGUUUAAACUUUGAGCAAAGGGAGCAAUGUUAAGGCUUAGACAGUGGAGGAAAAUCAGUAUGAAGAACUGAAGGCUGAGAAACAGGAGACAAAUGAGACGAGCAAAGAGAAAGAAUGAAGAAUAACCAUAUACAUGUCAACCAAUAGUCAAAUAGCUGUUUUAGCCAUUAAAAGCAAUGCCGCCUUUCUAUAAACUCGGCAUUCACUAACAGUAGUUUAAUUCCAGCUAUCAUUACUGUAUUUAAAGUUAUAGUGAUAAUAUCAAAUAAUGUUUAAUGUGUCAAAGAAGCAUCACCAUUGGGAUGUGUGAGGAUGCUUUAAAGAAAUAGUUCACUCAGUUAACCUUCAAGUCAUCUAAGAUGCAAACAUGUUUGAUUUUCUCAAAUAUUUGGAGAAAUGUAGCAUAGCAUCACUUGCUCAUCAAUGGUUACACAUUUACACUAUCAAAUGAUCAACGUUGAGUUUUUCUGUGAGGCUGAAGAGCGCUGACACCACUAAACAACAUUAGUACUGACGUUUCUACUAUUUCUCAGCUAUAGUGACUCAUUCAGCUGUAAAUGCCUGUGCACUAUAGUCUAUUCACACUAUUUCAUCAUUUUAUGCUUUUUUAUUUUUAUCACAUUUUAAUUCUAGUGUUUUUAUGUGACAGUGUUGUUUAUAAAGUACUUUGAGAACUUGUCCUGAUUAUAAAAGCAAUGCAUAUUCAGCUUUUUUAAUUGAGGAUGUGUAUCAGAUAGAACACAGCUGUGUAUCUGAAGGAAAUAUAUCUCAGUGCAGCUGUAGUUCAGUCUUUCUCCACUAAAGGACAAACCAGUGUCUGACCCAGUCAUGUCGAGGUUCACCACAAGAGGUCACUGCAGGAUUGAUUUGCUUUUCUGCUUACACACUGGUUAGUGGUUUUGUCACUUAAUCUGUUUAUUCUACUUCCUUGUAUCGCAUCUUGUGUAUUUCACAUUAAAUAGUGAAUAAAUUG
This is a messenger RNA of Carassius gibelio (silver crucian carp), 2384 nucleotides long. RefSeq names its product neural cell adhesion molecule L1-like. The coding region runs from base 146 to 1444 and encodes 432 amino acids. Gene Ontology annotation, molecular function: transmembrane signaling receptor activity. The record is from RefSeq and is a predicted model, not a curated record. The transcript has 8 exons. Gene Ontology annotation, biological process: cell surface receptor signaling pathway. NCBI's taxonomy places the organism in Eukaryota, Metazoa, Chordata, Actinopteri, Cypriniformes, Cyprinidae.